AUGGCCGGCCUUCUCCAAGCACAUCAGAGGGCUUCCGCGGGGGUUUUCUUGUUAGCACUGUGGGGGGUGGUUGGAGGAGGCAAGCUGUUGGUUCUUCCUCUGGAUGGGAGCCACUGGCUUAGCAUGAAGGAGGUAGUUGAGCAUCUCGGCAAGAGGGGGCAUGACGUUGUGGUGUUGGUGCCAGAAGUCAAUCUGUUCCUGAGUGACUCAAAAUACUACACAAGAAGAACCUAUGCAGUGCCCUAUUCCCAGGACGAGAUGAAGGACCGUAUUCAAACCUUCGGAAACAACAUCUUUGCUGAGAAAUCUUUCCUGAUCAAUCCUAUGGCUGAGUACAGGAAUGUCAUGCUUGUUGGUUCCCUUUUCUUCACCAACUGCGAGAGUCUUCUGAAGGACUCAGAGACUCUGCAGUUCCUCAGAGAGAGUAAGUUCGAUGCUAUUUUCACAGACCCAGCUUUCCUCUGUAGCAUGAUCCUGGCUGAGUACCUCGACCUGCCCUCCGUGUACUUCUUCCGGGGCAUCCCAAGUGCCCUAGAGCAGAUGUUCAGCGGAAGCCCCAACCCUGUGUCCUACAUUCCCAGAGACUAUACUCAGUUCACAGACCAGAUGACUUUCUGCCAGCGGGUGAUCAACUUUCUUGUUAAUUUGUUGGAGGUCCCUAUUAUUAAAUUUAUUAAUUCAAAGUUUGAAGAUAUUGCCUCAGAUCUCCUCAAGAGAGAUGUGGACUUAAUCACCUUAGGACAGAAAGGCUCCAUCCAUCUUUUAAGAUACGACUUUGUGUUCCAGUACCCCAAGCCCAUCAUGCCCAACAUGGUCUUCAUUGGAGGGACCAACUGCAACAAGAGGGGACACUUAACUCAGGUGGGUGGUCUUACCUAUCUUUGA
Messenger RNA from Chrysochloris asiatica (Cape golden mole), 885 nucleotides. Its product is annotated as UDP-glucuronosyltransferase 1-6-like. The transcript has a single exon. Lineage: Eukaryota; Metazoa; Chordata; Mammalia; Afrosoricida; Chrysochloridae. Gene Ontology annotation, molecular function: UDP-glycosyltransferase activity. The record is from RefSeq and is a predicted model, not a curated record. The coding region runs from base 1 to 885 and encodes 294 amino acids.